UAUCAUGUCAUAUCAAAACCAUUUUCUGAUGAAUUUGACUUUAUCCUACCAAAGCCACCCACCAACCACAUUUGAUCCGCUCACCACUACCCCAUAAAGCUGAAUCCAUUUUAUUCCUUUGCUUCAAUCAAAUUCUAAUUCGCAAAAUAAAGUUAUUGAAUUCAAUUGAAUUUGAUUCAAAACCCUGAAAAAAGAGGGCAAGAAAGAAAAUAAAGAAUGUGCCCUUUGAGAAUCAUUCUCAUAUUCUUGUCAGCAACACUCGCGGGUUUCUUUGUUCUCAGAAACCUCAGAUCUCAACCUCAGCUCAACGAAGGCAAUGAUGAUCCUUCUUUAACAAAUUCUGCUCCUACAUAUCCCAAACCCUCCGAUUCUUCAAAAUUUUCAAUUACAAAGGUUCGCGCUGCUUUAGAAUCUGGGUUUUGGUCCUUCCUUGACAUGGCUAGCGGGCGUUACCUUUGGAGACAUAUCGUCUCUUCUUCCUCUACAAAACGGUCUUGUUGAUUUGCCAAUAAAAUUGUUAUGUUUAAUACUGUUAUUAAACCUAAUUCAGCUGUAUGAUCAUGAAUUCAUUAUAGAAAGAGGGAGAAAAGACGCGCGCGCAGGAGGGGGGAUGAAAAAUUGAAAAUUUCCUCUAAUAUUCAUGAUUGCAAGUCUUUGUGUCCAUUUGGAUAUCGUAUACUCUCUGUAUCAUAACUGAUAACUGUUGUUUGGAUUGAUACCCUUUCAUGUUUGUUUUAAGAUUAGCCAUGAACAUUUAUGCUAACGAAGGGAGAUAGAUAAUGUACUUUAAAUAGGUGGAGCUUCUAAGGUGUAAUUUGGAAACUUGGUUGUGUCUAUCUCUUGUUUAACUUGAAAUGAUCAUGUAAAAAUGUUGUAUCGUAACCCCUCUUGUUCACAGUAUUGUUGUUGUUGGUGGUAGUGGUUUUCAUUGGUGGAAAUCAUAACUUGCAUUGAUAAUAAUAAUAAUAGUUAUCCUCUUUUCUGACU
Messenger RNA from Arachis stenosperma, 987 nucleotides. RefSeq lists its product as uncharacterized. Lineage: Eukaryota; Viridiplantae; Streptophyta; Magnoliopsida; Fabales; Fabaceae. The transcript has 2 exons. The record is from RefSeq and is a predicted model, not a curated record. The coding region runs from base 217 to 501 and encodes 94 amino acids.